GCGCAGGUGUGGGCAGUGUUGUUAUUCGCAUGGUGACUCGCUGUCAGGGAGCACGGUGCCGAUUAGGGAGGAGAUCGGCAGCCGCGCUUUAACUCCUGCAGUGUCAGUGUCCUGUCUUGGUACCAAGCUGCCAUGCUCGUCCAUUCCGGGGGGUGUAGAGGCUUGCCAGCUCUCAGCAAUGUAGUCGGCGGCGGCGCCGGGGACGAGUGGGCGCUGUGAAGCCGAGAGGUAGCCCGGAUGGGCUGUAUAUGCGGACUGCAAUGACCCGCCUGUGCUCCCCAAGCCGGCCUUGCAGCCUGCUUGUCCUUGCUUUGCUGCAACUGGCUUUCGUCCUCUUCCUGUACCGCCGCAGCCUCUCCAACUCCUUCACCAGUUUGCUGUAUGAGGAUGACCACGGCGGCCACUGGGAUUACACGAAAACCCACGACGUUUACACCAAUCUCAGCCUGAUCACCCCAGGUCCUGACCGGGAAACUUUAGUACAGUGUCCCGCCCAGUCGCCGCUGCUUGAAUAUACAUUUCUGUUGUCAACAUUUACAGUUGGACCAUUGACAAUCAGCUUUCAGAAAAUUCCAAUUAUGAGCAAAAUUGAAAGAAAAAAUCCAUAUGUAAAAUCUGGUGGGCGGUACACUCCUCCACACUGCAAAGCUUGGUAUAAGACAGCAAUUCUUGUUCCUCAUCGAAACAGGGAGCCACAUUUGCGCCAACUUCUAUAUUAUCUUCAUCCAUUCCUGCAGCGUCAACAGCUUCAAUAUGCAAUAUAUGUCAUCCAUCAGACUGGAAAUCGUACAUUUAACAGAGCAAAACUGCUUAAUGUUGGAGUGAGAGAAGCACUAAAGGAUGAAGACUGGGACUGUCUGUUUCUACAUGAUGUUGACCUUAUUCCUGAGAAUGAUCACAAUUUGUACGUUUGCAAUAAAAGAUACCCCAAGCACGUAUCCAGUGCUAUGAAUAAAUUCAAGUACAGGCUACCUUAUAGGAUGUAUUUUGGUGGUGUUUCAGCCUUGACUCCUGAUCAGUACAUGCGAAUUAAUGGCUUCCCAAACACAUACUGGGGUUGGGGUGGAGAAGAUGAUGAUAUUUCUGCUAGGAUUUACUUUGCAGGAAUGAAGAUAAUUCGAACACCCCUCUCACUUGGACAUUACAAAAUGAUAACACACAGUAUGGAUGUGGGUAAUGAAAAAAAUGAAAAAAGAUUUGACAUGGUAGUGAAGGUAUCAAAAUCAUGGCGAUCUGAUGGAAUGAAUUCUAUCAACUAUAGUUUACUUAAGAGAGAAGAACUUCCUUUGUAUACCAACAUUACAGUGGACUUUGGAAACAGCCCAAGUGUUUAGGUGAAAGGUCAACUGCAAAUGUCAGUCUCCUCGCAAGCUAAUAGUAUGCUUUAAGGGGUUUCUCUAAAUGCUGUAACAAAUGGAAGUUAUUGGAUAUGCUGGAAAUCCAAAGACAUUCAUGAAGUCUAAAGGGACAAAUAUAAACUCACUGCAUCAUAUCCUUUUGGAGUUACAUUCAGAAUAAUAUUCCAGAGUUUUCAAACAUUAGAGCUAUUUGAUAAUUGUCAUCUGCGGAAAACUUCUUUGUUAUUUAUUAUUUAUGAUAUAUCUAUUUGUGCACAUUGAAAACCUAAAUUGUGUGACUUUCAGGAUAAAGUUAUUGAAUGGUUAAUUUAUAUUAUUAAACAUUUAACUUCAGGUUUUGGAAAAUCACAUGGUCGACUUCAUAACUGUCUCUGCAGUGGAAUUUAGGAAAUCAAUAAACCAAAGGAAAUUGAUAAAUUUAUACAUUUUUAUGAAUGUUGCAUCUUAACUAUUCCCUUUCAAAAUUACAGCUUUAAAUGGCCACAGUAUUGUUAUAAUAAUAAGGAAAUGUAUACAGAUACAUGAAAUUCAUCAUAAUAUAUUUGGUUUGCAUGUUAUUUUCAUACUUCGAUAUUCAUCAACACUUGUAGGGUGCACUAUGGUGACAUUUCAGUCGAUGAAGUGGGUUUGCUAUCAAUCUGCUAACGAGUUUCACCUUGAAAUUGGAGGAAUUUUGUUUUUAUGAAAACUUGAAACUAAAUUUGGUUCUGAUACAUAGAAGUACUUGCAUAUAUGCAAUAUAUUAAUGAGUGUGUCAGUUUGAAAAAACCACCACUUAAUCUGUAUAUGUUAUUUCUAUUAUUACAUUUUUUAGUAAGUUAUCUUUCCUGUGCUGAAUGCUACUUUGAUUCUUUAGUGCUAGUCAUUUAUUAUGAUUGUCUUCUGUUAAGUUAAAUAUUUGUCACUACAUAAAGUGGUCAAACUUGUUCCUUACUCAAGUCUUAUCCCCUCUUUUCAUUUUUCCUCUUGCAGUUCUUACCUUGUAGUUACUUUUCAUAUUGACUUCUUAUAGGUAGCGCCAUCUGCCUGGCUUCCAAAGGAACAUGAAUAUUUCUCACAAAAUGCAGCCUGCUGACUUUCCCCAUGCCUUUUUGUUUAUUUUUUUAAGUAUGUGACUUGUGUCAGCAAUUUGCCUAGAACGCAUCCUCUGCCUCUGAUCACAUCCUAGCAAUAUAUUAUCCAAUUGAGAUGACUUGUUUCUUCUAAAUAGAAUGGAGUUCUGUAGCACAGCUGUGUACCCAUUUCUGUUCUAUGUGUGUAUUUCCAGGUUCUUGCUGUUAACUUGUAUGAAAAUGACAUAUUUGAACUGAGUUCAUUUGAAAUUGUAAUAUAACUGCAAAGUAAAAUUGAUCCAAAAGGAUAUCUAUUUUUAACGUAAUAAAGAAAAUGUUGGGAAUGCUCGGAGGGCUAAGUAGCAUCCAUGGAAGAAAAACCAGUGUCUGUCAUUGAUCUCAAACUUAACCUUGUUUCUCUUUCAAGUUGCUGCCUGAUCAGCUAAGCAUUAUUUAAAUUUUCCAGUACCUGCAGUAUUUUGCUUUUAUAUUGUAAUUUAAGUUAGAUUUCUGGGAAGCCAUAAAAUCCUGCACUGAAGGUCAUCAUUUUCCCCAUUGUGCCUUUUGUCGCCUCUUUAGAAGAGCUAUAUAAUUAGUUUUUACUUGAUUACUCACGAAAACCCUGCAAACGUUCACUUUUUAAGCAGAGAACAAAUUCCACUUCUGAAAUCUAAAUUUAUACUUGUAAUUCACUGUGAACUCUUAUCACCCCUUUGCUUUCACCUGGUGGUCUAUUGUAGGGAUGAAAGCGAAGGGAUGUUUCUGUAUUACCAUGGUGAAACCUGUGUCCUUGGUAUACUAAUCUUCUUUGUUGACAAAACAAUUUCUCUGCAUUCAUUCUAAUGUAAAUGCAUCAAUUGUUAACACCUGUUCAAUCUCCCCUCUUUAGGGAGAACAAUUUUGCUUUCUGCAGAUUACAAAAAGCCCUCACCCCCAUUAUAAUUGUAAUUUUUAAAAAGUGUUGAAGGCCAUGGUUUUACUACUUAAGGUGUAUGUUUAUUCUUCAAGUACACAGGUUAUAUUAUUGAAUAUAUGCAAGGAACACUCAACAGUAAAUAAAUGGAAGUUACUAGAUGAGAAAAGAUAAUUUUGUUCAUUUUCAAACUGUACUGAUAGUUAUUCUGUUGUUCAUUAAAUAGUCUACAGAUGAAACAAAGCAAUGCUUAAGAUGAUUAUUCAACUGGUCCAAAACUUAGUAGAAAAGAAGAUUUGAAAACUGUAAUAUUGCAGUGGAGAUCUUUCAUAAAGACCCAUCAAAGAGCCUGUUGCAGACACUUGAAGGGUUUUCUUCAUAGUGAAUGAGAAUUCCACAACUUUUCCUUGCCUUGUAUUGUUUUGAGUUGGUUUCUAAUUUGAAAAUUUACUCAUGGAGCCUUUGUUCACUGAUGGUAGUCACAAACCUGUUUAAGUGGCACAUGUUGGCAAUUGAACACUCACAAUGCGCUGGAGGAACUAACAGGUCAGUCAGCAUCAGUUGAAAAGAUUAGUCGACGUUUCCGGCCGAAACCCUUCGUCAGGACACAUGUUGGCAAUUGUUGUCCAAGAUCUGUUUUGAGCGUAUUAAAAUAUCUGAAAUUUGUAUUCUGAUUCUUGAUGUUUUCACUGUAAAAAUUGUGUAGUAAAGAUACAGUAGCAUCCAUUCAAACUUGGAGAGCUAAAAAAUUGUGAUUGUGGUGAAAGCAGUAAUCCACCAUGUCCUGAAGAGAUUCCAUAGUAAUAAGGAAACAUCAAUGUUUGUCAGAUUUUAGACUAUACAAUAUUGUCUUGAUAUGCAGAAUAGGAGUUCCAAACUAUAUUAUAAUUUCUAAAAUGGUGGCUGUGCGUAAAUGUGUGCUGCCAAGUUAACAUUUGUGUUGGAUUAAUAGAAAUGUGGAAAUGCAAACAUUUUCAUUUGUUCAUUAACUAUAAUUCUGCAAUACACAUAAGAAUCGUCUAUAGUUUUAAAUAUUGGUAUUUUUUACUGAUCUAUAAUUGGAAAGUUGCAUGAAGUUGAGAAAUAUUGCUUACGAAUAGUUGGUAUCAUAAUUAUUGAAUUGCACAGUAAGUGGAUUGAGGCUAAACAAGCCAAAAAUAGUUUGCAAAUGUUACUGUAAAAGCUAC
Messenger RNA from Mobula hypostoma (lesser devil ray), 4510 nucleotides. RefSeq names its product beta-1,4-galactosyltransferase 3-like. Gene Ontology annotation, biological process: carbohydrate metabolic process. Gene Ontology annotation, molecular function: galactosyltransferase activity. The transcript is spliced from 6 exons. The coding region runs from base 249 to 1334 and encodes 361 amino acids. The record is from RefSeq and is a predicted model, not a curated record. Gene Ontology annotation, cellular component: Golgi apparatus. Lineage: Eukaryota; Metazoa; Chordata; Chondrichthyes; Myliobatiformes; Myliobatidae.